Carya illinoinensis is the source of this 783-nucleotide messenger RNA. RefSeq lists its product as uncharacterized. The transcript is spliced from 2 exons. The coding region runs from base 134 to 559 and encodes 141 amino acids. The record is from RefSeq and is a predicted model, not a curated record. NCBI's taxonomy places the organism in Eukaryota, Viridiplantae, Streptophyta, Magnoliopsida, Fagales, Juglandaceae.
ACAGUAGGACUAUCUGUACUCGAUCCGUCAGGAAGCUGGAAACAAAUUCGAUCUAUAAAAAGGCUGCCAUCCUCUUCCACCUCUUGAUCAAGGGAAUAGAACGACGCCAUCGUGUGUUGCAUUCUCUCAUGACAUGCAACGCUUCAAGAUAGGUGUUGACGCCAAGAACCUGCAGGUCGUCAUGAAUCGUGGUUCUUAUGACAUGACUACGAACAGUGUCACUAAGAAUCUUGAAAUCGAGGUGUCUUCUGUUGUACUGGAGGUUUCUGUUAGGGAGCAAAACCCCAGCGUGAAAGAGAAGGCUAAAAGAAUUUUGGAGGGCUAUGUCUCCAAGAUGAAAAAUGCUUUGGCGGAUGAAUCGAUUGGUCCCAAGCUUGUGCCUUCACUUAAGAAGAAGAUUGAAGAAGCCAUUGGCCAUUUGAAUGGGUGGUUAAAGUAUGUUCAGAAUUCGCAAGCAAACGACAAUGUGAUCGAGGAAAAUAUGAAAUUGAAUAAACAAUACUAUGAAGACGUCAUUGCAAAGAUCGGACAACUUAAACAUUCGAGCAGCUCCACUUGAUCAAGUUAGAGAUGACUGAUAUAUAUGUAGUUGAUCUGCCGAAUGGAACUCGUACUACGGUUGAAACGAUAUUACUAUGUUACCACUUUGUUUGUUGGACCUUUUAAUUGUACUACUUUUAAUAUUGUUGUGUGUUUAAAUUUGUGUGCAAUAGUAUUGUUUGAUCGUUUCAUGUUAAUGCAACAUUUGACAUUUCUGGGUUGAAAUUUCUGGUUAUUGUUAUA